This is a messenger RNA of Mesocricetus auratus (golden hamster), 1433 nucleotides long. RefSeq names its product mitochondrial rRNA methyltransferase 1 (gene Mrm1). Gene Ontology annotation, cellular component: mitochondrion. The transcript has 5 exons. Gene Ontology annotation, biological process: rRNA methylation. Gene Ontology annotation, molecular function: RNA binding; RNA methyltransferase activity. The coding region runs from base 176 to 1129 and encodes 317 amino acids. The record is from RefSeq and is a predicted model, not a curated record. NCBI's taxonomy places the organism in Eukaryota, Metazoa, Chordata, Mammalia, Rodentia, Cricetidae.
GGACUCACGUGGGAGUCUGGGAGGCGACUGUCUUGGCUUGGGUGUCAAGUUGUGGACAAUCUUUGAGUGGGGAACUCGGGACUGUUUGUCCUAUGUGAGGGGACGAGGUGUGGGAGGGAGGUCAACGAAUCCUCUGUAUCCGUCUGUUAGUGGAGUCCCGGGCGCAGUUGGAGCUAUGCGACUGCUCUGGACCGUCGGGUGCUUCGGUCGCCUGACUGCCCGUCAUUUCUCCCCGGUGGCGCGGCCUGGCGGGGAGGAACUGAGCCGCCUGCUGCUGGAUGAUCUGCCGCCGACCCAGCGGCUGGAACGUCUGUUCGGCCUGUUCCCGUGCCUCUUGGCCUUGCGGGCCUCCCGCCGGCGCGUGGCCCGGCUCCUGCUCCAGGCCGGUAAGGCUGGACUGCAGGGGGAGCGGGCCGAGCUGCUCCGGGUGGCCGAGGCGCGGGGCAUCCCUGUCCUGAGGCCCAGGCGGCAGAAACUAGACGCCUUGUGCGGCCACCAUGUGCACCAGGGCGUCUGCAUGGAUGUGAGCCCGCUGCGGCCCCGGCUCUGUGAUGAGGCGGCAGAGGCGAACCCAGGCGACGACCCUCAGCAGCUGUGGCUCGUCCUUGAGGGGCUCCAGGAUCCCCGGAAUCUUGGGGCUGUGCUGCGCUCCGCUCACUUCCUCGGAGUAGACAGAGUCAUCAUCAGCCGGAGAAACAGCUGCCCGCUUACUCCAGUAGUCAGCAAGGCCAGCGCUGGGGCUGUGGAGGUGAUGGACGUGUUCGCCACUUCUGACCUGGCCGGUUUUUUGAAGACCAAGGCCCAGCAGGGCUGGCUCGUGGUGGGCACAGUGGGCUGCCCAGGUCCCGAAAUCUCCCAUUCCUCCAAGGUCCCCAUCACUAGCUGCCUAGAGUUCGUCUGGGACCGGCCUACUCUCCUUGUGCUGGGCAAUGAGGGCUCUGGUCUGUCCCAGGAGGGUCUUGCCUCCUGCCAGCUGCUGCUUACUGUUCUGCCCAGGCGUCACUUGCCUCCCGGUCUUGAGUCCUUGAAUGUGUCUGUGGCCACAGGGAUUCUUCUACACUCCAUUUGCAGCCAGAAGAAGAGUUUCCCUGUGCAGACAGAGAAAGGACAACUUCUCCAAGACACUUGAGAACCCUUAGCUACGCCUGAAGGACUCAGAAAGGCCCAGUACCCAGGACUGCCAUGGUGGUUGGAAAAACAGGCCAAAUGUGGGCCGGCACAGACUGAGAUGCACGUGUGUGGGAAUCGGAAGGAGCUGCAGAUUGAUCCUCAGGCUUGAAUGUUGCUGGGCUCUCUGCCUGUGUGAGCCUGUUUGCUGGCUACAGUCAGGAGAUGCUUGCCGUGGAGACUGGGAGGCAGAGUCAUUUCCAUUUGGAAAAGGAUAGUUUGCUAAUUUCCAGGAUGGGUUAAUACAGACGGUUAUCUGUUCUGGA